AUGGCCGCCGAGGGGCCCGGGGCGGCCGUGCCCGCCUGCCUGCAGGGCAAGGGCCCCGGCGAGCGCGCCGCCAUCCUGCACCAGCACCUGGGCCGCAGGGAGAUGACGGACGUGAUCAUCGAGACGCUGCAGCCCCGCGCAGAUGCAACUAAAGCUGCUAUGGAAGAGAGAAAACCGUCGGAGGCCGCGUCUGCCGAGGACAAGAGUAAACAGGAGGAUCAAAGCAAAGAGCGCGGGGCUGCUCCAGACUCGCCCUCCAAGCAGCUCCCCGACCAGAUUUCCUUCUUCAGCGGGAAUCCGUCAGUCGAAAUAGUUCACGGCAUCAUGCACCUGUACAAAACAAACAAGAUGACCUCCUUGAAGGAGGACGUCAGGCGCAGCGCCAUGCUCUGCAUCCUCACCGUCCCUGCUACCAUGACCAGCCACGACCUGAUGAAGUUUGUGGCCUCCUUCUACGAAGUAAUCGAGCACAUGAAGAUCAUCAGAGACUCUACACCCAACCAGUACAUGGUGCUGAUAAAAUUUAGCUCGCAGGCUGAUGCAGACAGCUUUUACAUGGCGUGCAACGGGCGGCAGUUCAACUCCAUAGAGGAAGAUGUUUGCCAGCUGGUGUAUGUGGAAAGGGCUGAAGUCUUCAAAUCAGAAGAUGGAGCCAGCCUGCCUGUGAUGGAUCUGACAGAGCUCCCGAAGUGCACGGUGUGCCUGGAGAGGAUGGACGAGUCUGUGAACGGGAUCCUUACCACGCUGUGCAACCACAGCUUCCACAGCCAGUGUCUGCAGCGCUGGGAGGACACCACGUGUCCUGUCUGCAGAUACUGCCAAACGCCUGAGCCAGUGGAAGAGAACAAGUGUUUUGAGUGUGGAGUUCAAGAAAACCUGUGGAUCUGUUUAAUCUGUGGGCACAUCGGCUGCGGGCGCUACGUGAGCCGCCACGCGUACAAGCAUUUUGAGGAGACCCAGCACACCUACGCCAUGCAGCUCACCAACCACAGGGUCUGGGACUACGCCGGCGAUAACUACGUCCAUCGACUGGUUGCCAGCAAAACUGAUGGGAAGAUAGUUCAGUAUGAGUGUGAGGGAGAUAUGUGUCAGGAAGAGAAAAUUGAUGCCUUACAAUUAGAGUACUCAUAUCUGCUAACAAGCCAGCUGGAAUCGCAGCGAAUCUACUGGGAAAACAAGAUUGUCCGGAUAGAGAAGGAUACGGCUGAAGAGAUUAACAACAUGAAGACCAAAUUUAAAGAGACCAUUGAGAAGUGUGACAGUCUGGAACAGAGGCUGAAUGACUUGCUCAAAGAAAAGCAGUCUGUCGAAAGGAAGUGUUCUCAGCUGAAUAACAAAGUGGCUAAACUUUCCAAUGAACUGAGAGAGGAGCAAGAACUGAACAAGUGCUUGCGAGCGAAUCAAGCCCUGCUUCAGAACAAGCUGAAGGAGGAGGAGAGAGCAUUGAAGGAAACCUGCGAACAGAAGGACCUGCAGAUCUCGGAAAUCCAGGAGCAGCUGCGCGACGUCAUGUUCUACUUAGAGACACAGCAGAAAAUCAAUCACCUCCCGGCGGAGACGCGGCAGGAGAUCCAGGAAGGACAGAUCAACAUCGCGGUGGCCUCUUCGGCCRGCGCCUCCACGGCGGGCACGGGAAAGCCGAGCGCCAGGAGAGGCCGUGGGAAGAGGGGCAAGUGAGCGCCGGGACGCACCGCUCCGGCUUGGACACCAGCUGCCAACACCUGGCGCUGCCGAGCUCGGGAUCCUCUUCAGAGCUUCUCAUAAAACUGGUUGCCAGUCGGGGAGGUGUCUGUGGUAUUUAAAAGCAUUUCCCUGCACUGUUUAGCUCUUUUUAGGCACAUCUUGGUGACCGUUUUGGCCUCCCAACCUUUCCAAGCCCCUGCUACCCUGUGUUUGACUCUUCUGGGAGGCUGUGCAGUUCUGGGGUCAUCAUGGUCCCCAUGGGGAUGCUAUAGGCUAGGCCUAGGGCUUAAGGCUUCCUGAGCCCUUCUUCCCCGCCUCUUUGGAUUGCAGAUCCAUUAGUACAUAGUUUUAUUUAAGAAAUGAUGUGAAUUGGACUGUGUACAUUUUUAGUGCACACAGUCCAGAACCUGCAGAGUUGCUAGUGCAGGAGGAGGACUGUAGCUCGGAAAUAAAAUGGAGUGUGGUGUGGAAAAUAAACUUAGUGGUGUAAGAAAGUUAAAUGAGUCCUGGAGGGCCCUAUCUAGGAUAUUAAAUGCUUUACGGGACUUUGAACUGCUAUUUCUUCUUUCUAAAUAUGGCCUCUAAAGGCCAGUGCUGGCCACCGUGGGGGUGGAGAGUGCAGAAGGCUCCCUGCUCCAGCACUUGUUAACGUGGUUGUUUUUCAGGUGUUUCUUUGAGCAGAACCUUCCCUGUGAAGACUGAGCAGAAACGGCCUCAUCCCAAUCCCCCGCAUGGGAUGUGGGUGCUCCCCUCUGCUCCCRGGAAUGUGGUGGGGUGGGUUCUGUGCCCGGGUGGGAGGAUAGGGCCUUUCACAGCGUGGCUUCCCCGUUUUAUCCCACCUGGAGAAGUGGGUGUCCUUGCUGCCUUGUGCCCCCUGGAACGUGGGUGUUGGAGGCUGCUCCUUGGCCGGGGCUGUUCCGCAGUUGUCUCCCUGGAUUGUGGCCUCAUCCUGGCGGUGUCAGAGCGACAGUGCUGGAAGCCCCAGCCCAAAACAGCAGAACACCAGACAGCUCUUCUCUUGACUUGACAGAAAGGAAGGAGAUGCAAUAAAUAUGAGCACUCUAGUAAGGUGAGUCUUACUUAAUCUGCUUGGUGACUGCACUGACAGGCAGAUUCCUUUUGGGAGGCAUUAAGCUUCCUUACCUUGAAAUAUACGGCUCUUGUUAAAGGCCCUCGCUGCAUCCAUUGCUUUGGUUUGAAGAUGUGUCCUGAUCACCUGGAACUUCUCCCUUUUCUAAUUUUGUAGCAUGAAUGUACACCAACUCUUUAGCGUGGGGAUUGUGCAACCAGGCCUCUGCCUUCUGUAAAAUACUCUAAAGAGCUAGAGAUGUACAACACGGCUUGCUCUCCUAUAGAAACUAUUUUAUUUAAGAUAUAUUUUUACACCAUCCAAGAUGCUCCUACCUUUUGCUGAAAGCUUGC
Molecule: messenger RNA, 3105 nt
Organism: Nothoprocta perdicaria
Lineage: Eukaryota; Metazoa; Chordata; Aves; Tinamiformes; Tinamidae
Gene: BRAP
Product: BRCA1 associated protein
Exons: 11
Coding region: 1-1677 (558 amino acids)
Biological process (GO): protein ubiquitination; Ras protein signal transduction
Cellular component (GO): cytoplasm
Molecular function (GO): ubiquitin protein ligase activity; nucleic acid binding; zinc ion binding
Source: RefSeq, a predicted model, not a curated record